AGCGACAGGGCGUCUGUGCUUGGACCCUCCCACUCCUGCUGCUCCCCCGGUGCGGUGCCUCUGCCCGCCGUGGGGAGGGGGAAGCUCGCUCCGGCGCUCGCUCGCACACGCCCGCUGCUGGGGGGACCGGAGAGCUGCGCAUCGGUGCGCGCGGGUCCCCAGCUCGUGGAGCGCCCCCAGCCCGCCAGGGGAGGAGGAAGGGCCCGGGGCGGCCAGCAUGCGGUAGCCCCGGGGCGGGAGGAAGGAAGGGGCUCCGGACGGGAGACGCCUGUCAUGUUGGCCGGGCUGCUCUUGGGGGCUGCCUGUGUGUCCCUGGUCCUCCCGGGCAGCCCGGGCAGCGCCUAUCCCGGCAGGAAGAAGCCGCCCAGCUUUGCCGCGGACAGGCACCGUGUGGGGCCGCAUGUUUGCCUCUCCGGCUUUGGGAGUGGAUGCUGCCCUGGGUGGAUGCCAUCCCCAGCCAGCGGGCAGUGCACUCUGCCACUCUGCUCCUUUGGCUGUGGCAGCGGCUGGUGCAUCGCCCCCAACGUCUGCUCCUGCCGGGAUGGAGAGCAGGGCAUCACCUGCCCAGAUCCGCCCAAUGCCUGUGGGGAGUAUGGCUGUGACCUCGCCUGUAACCAUGGUGGCUGCCAGGAGGUGGCCCGUGUCUGCCCGCUGGGUUUCUCCAUGGUGGAGACGGCCAACGGCGUGCGCUGUACAGACAUUGACGAGUGCCUGAGUGCCUCCUGUGAGGGGCUGUGCGUCAACACCGAGGGAGGCUUUGUGUGUGAGUGCGGCCCAGGCAUGCGGCUUUCCGCCAACCGGCACAGCUGCCAGGAUACGGACGAGUGUCUGGCCACUCCGUGCCAGCACCGGUGCAAGAACAGCAUCGGCAGCUACCGGUGCUUCUGUCGUCCCGGCUACCACCUUCACGGCAACCAGCACUCCUGCUUGGAUGUGAACGAGUGCCGCCGGCCCAGUGAGAGGCGCCCCUGCCAGCACGCCUGCCACAACACGCCAGGCAGCUUCCUGUGCACCUGCCACCCUGGCUACCGGCUCAGCGGGGACAGGGUGUCCUGCGAAGGCUUCCUGAAAACCAUCCCAGCCCCGUCUCCCAUCCUGCAGUCCCUGCAGCACCCCCCAACUCUGCUGCUGCUCCCUCCCGACUCUGGGGGACCCCUGCUAGCCCCCAGGGCCUCCCUUCCUUCACAUGCCCCUGCCCCCGACCCCAGCCCCCGGACCCCUUCCUUGUUGACUGCCCCACCACCCAAUUCCCUCUUGCUCCCGGCUGCCACCGCUGCCCCUGGCGUGUUCUCCCCACUGCCGCCAUCGCUGCUCCAAGGGGAAGUCCUCUCGCCCUCGCCUCGUCCCUCUGCUUCUCUGCCGCCCGCCCUUGCCACCUCGUCUCCCCUCUGCUGGCACCAGGGGGCGCCGCGGGAGCACAGCAGCCAUUGGACGGAGCCUGGGUGCCUGCACUGUGCCUGCAAGGAGGGCCAAGUGGUGUGUGAGGCGGAGAGCUGCAGGAUUGCCUGUUCCCACCCGCUGCCCCCGAAGGACGGGGGGUGCUGCCCCAGCUGCACAGGCUGUUGGCACGAGGGGGUCGCCCGGGCCGAGGGGGAUGUGUUCUCUGUGGCUGAUGGAAAUUGCACAGUCUGCAUGUGCCUGGCCGGCAACGUGUCCUGCAUCUCCCCUGAGUGCCCUCCAGGGCCCUGCCCCAGCCCUGCCCAGGCCAAAUGCUGCUCUUGCCAGCCAGCCACGUGCGAUUUCCACGGGCGCACAUACAUGCACGGAGCCGAGUUCAGCUUGGAUGGAGACAACUGCACCACCUGCAUCUGCCGGAGUGGCGAGGUGGAGUGCUCCUUCGCCCCCUGUCCCGAGUUGGCAUGUCCCCGCCAGGACUGGCUGCUGGCCCCGGGGCAGUGCUGCUUCUCCUGCCGGGAGCCUGCACCAGCGUCAGGUUGCUUCGUGGAUGACAAUGGGGUAGAGUUUCCGAUCGGACAGAUCUGGUCUCCGGGUGAUCCCUGUGAGUUAUGCAUCUGCCAGGCAGACGGCUCGGUGAGCUGCAAGAGGACAGACUGUUUGGAGACGUGUCCUCACCCCAUUCAAAUCCCUGGCCAGUGCUGCCCGGAUUGCUCAGCAGGCUGCACCUACAUGGGAAGGAUCUUCUACAACAACGAAACCUUCCCUUCUGCCCUAGACCCCUGCCUCAGCUGCAUCUGCCUGCUGGGCUCCGUGGCUUGUUCCCCUGUGGAGUGUAUCAUCUUCUGUAUGUACCCGUUCCACCCGGAGGGAGAAUGCUGCCCUGUCUGUUAUGAUUGUAACUACGAAGGGAGGAAGGUGGUGAAUGGACAGAUAUUCGUACCGGAGGGUGAGCCCUGCAUUCACUGCAUUUGCCAGUUGGGGGAGGUGAGCUGCGAGAGGAGGCCCUGUGCCCGCUCCUGCACCGAGCCCUCGGUGCUCCCUGCUGCCUGCUGCCCUGCCUGCCAAGAUGCUCCAGUGCCUCUGGAGGGCAGCCCUGUCCUUGUCCACGCAGACGAUGCAAAGGCUGGGAAAUCCCCAUCCCGCAAUCCCAGAGAGAAUUCCAUGGACCAGCCCAGGGCCAGUGACUGCCGCCUCUGCCCCAGUUCCCUGGCUCCUGCUUCUCCCAGCCCAGAGCUCCUCGCAGGAAGGAACAUGCCCCGCUGGGAUGCUGGGUCCGUGAACACGGCUGAGCCCCCUCUGGCUGGACCCCCUCCAGCUGGGCCAGGGUCCUUGGGAUCCCGUAUGGCUCCCUCGGGGCCUUCUCUGCGCCCCACCAUUCUGAAAGAAACCUCUGGGCCGGUGACUGCAGUUUCAAGCCCUGAUCAGCUCCCUGCAGGGCCCAGAACUGCCCCCGGACCCCCAUCCCCAGUGCCGGCUUGGUCCCUGCUCCUCAGAAGCAUUCCACGCUCCCAUCAGAGGGAGUGGAGCCCCCCCCGUGUGAGGAGAGCACUCCUGGCCAGCCAGCUGCGUAGUGCCCCUCGCCGAGGGGAUGGGGAGCGCCCAGCCCGUCGCAGCAGCAUGAGGAAGAGGAGGAAACUGGCAGGAGAGAUGAGUUUGAUCGAACGGGGUGGGGGAGGGAAAGGAGGCAUCACGUUGUUCUGAGCAGCGUGUAUGGGAAGAACCACUGCCUCUUCCCCUGCCUAUGCCUCGCCUGCUCCCUCCCCGGAUCCUGCUAGACAGCAGAUGCCUCAGCAGGGGCAACGUGUGGGCGGCUCCACACCCCGCUGGUGGGGAGGAGACGGCUUGGCCCCGGCCCGGCUGCCUGAGCAAUCCCAGGAGAUGAGCGGUGCCAUGAUGUUCUGGGAGGACAUGGUGCCUAGCUGAGAUACCAUGACUCAAGAUUUUCCAGGCAUGUGUGAGUUGCCAGCCUCCUUACAAUCACAGUGUGGGAGGAGAUGGGGAAGGGCCGAGAGCAUGCCCAGCUCCCUGCAUUGGGUGGGACGCGCCCACCUGGUCCCAGGGGAUGAUCCCUGUGCAGGGCUCCUGAGACAGGUGAAUCGCCCCACCCUUUGGGGUGGUCCCUGCCUCAGCCAGGCCCAGAGCCCCUGGAUCCAGCCCUGAGAUCUCCCGCCACUUCUUGCAGACUCGUGUUUAAACCUUAGAGCUGAGAUUUCAAAACUUCCUAAGGAAUUUGAACACCUAGUUCUCAACUGGGCAUCCAGAUCCCCUGGGCCGCUUUGCAAUUCCCACCCUAGAUUCCUUGGGGCUGCUGGGAGGCUUUCCCAAGCUACUCCUGAUGGACAGGUAUCUGAUCGCCCAUCAGGGCCAGCCUGCCCGUUCUACGGUGAAUAGUAAUAAAGUUUUCCCUACUAAUCCAAGCAUUCCCUGCUGCCACCUACAGCUGGCUCUGACCAUGGGGACGAGUACAAACUGAGUGGGCUCAGCAACCCUAGGGCUGAUACCCUUAGUGGUGGGGUGAUGGCCUGGAGGUGGCAGGGUCUUCCUCUCCUACCAUCAUCUCCUCAGCCAGUCCUGGAUUUGGCAAUUCGUGCAGUGGCUGAUCUCAGCAGGGGAGGGGCUGCAGGUGUCUGAUGUGAAGGGGAUGUAGAGCGGGGAGCCUAUUGCUGGCUUGUUCUCCCCAAGCAACUUCACUCAGCUCCUGGCUAGGAUGGGGGAGAGGAUGUGUCCCUGCAGGACCCUGUGGCUGGGAGCAGGUGUCUUCUAUGUGGUCUGGGAGGAACGAUCUCAGCCUUAGACAAGGUUUUUCCCCAGUGCAUGGGGAGCUCACAUAGACUUUGCUCAUUCCUCUGCGAUGGGUGAAGGAUUCCAAAUCCCAGGCCUGUCAAGCCAGCGCCCCAGACUAAAGUCGUUUCACUUAGUGUGUAAUACCCGCUGUCACCACUGGGUGUCAACACAGGCUGAAAUAUUUCCUCGGGGACGGCCAUCAGACAGAAUCCAACCUGACCAUCCGUCCCUGGCUUCCGGAAGCAGCUGCUUAUGUUCUGAGUUGAACAGGCAAGUCCCCUCUUCUUCACCCAUGCAGACGGGCACCCGGGGCUGUGGCCGCCACCCUUGGGCACCUGUGUCUUCCCUCUGCCUGCACAAAUGUAGGAUUUGGGCUCACAUGUCUGAAUUUUGGGCCAAAACUGCUAAUCAGUUGCACACGGAGAUCCAAACCCUCAUUGGACUUGCUGCACCUCGAUCUCCCCUCCUAGGCCCUAUCUCCAGCCUAGUUCCAACUCCAGUCUCAGCAGGACCCCAGGUCACAGGAUGGGGUAAUUGAUUAUUUGUUUGUAUUGUGAUGGUAUCUAGGAGCUCCAGUCACAGGCCAAGCCCCCGUUGGGCUAGGAGCUGUACAAGCACAGAACAGAAAGGCGGUCCCUGUCCUCCAUGAGCUGAUAAGCUAUAAACAAAGAGGCUGAUAGACUGGGAAACACAAGGAGACAAUACAGCUCAGCAUGAUAGCAUGUGCUGUCAGCAUUGCAGCAGCCUGGCCAUGGCCAAGUUCUUUGUAGGGUUGUGAAGCAGAGUUGGGAUUGGGGUUAGGAUUAGGAUUAAAGUCCUUUGGGGCUAUUCUAUGGUUAGCAUUGGAGUCCGUUGGGGCUAGGGUUAGGGUUUGCUAUAAGGUUAUAGUUGGGCUAGGAGCUAGAACAACAUGAGAGGGUGAAACAUUACAGUCAGUGGGCUAGGAUUUAGAUUUACCACCAUAACCUAACCUUGACAAUUUACCCUGCACUGUACUAGCCUCGUUCCAGUGCACAGCGUUGCCAGCAUCCCUUUCCCAGCCACUCCCCAUAGUAUUUACCCUCAGUGAAUAUCAGCCCCCAGCUGGUCGUGUGCAAAAAAUUCCAAAACACAAGGCCUUAACGCAAACCUUGUGAAUGUUUAAGUACACCCCAAGGGAGUGAAAAAUCCCAGCUAGUGUGAACAUUUGCUUUGGUUCUAAAAUAAGACUCUCAGAGAGCAAAAUUGGGCACAUUAUCACUUUUUUUUUUUUUUUACAAAGUAUUUUUGAAGCAAAAAUGCAACUUUUUGAAAAGGAAAAUCAUUUAAGGUCAGAAUUUCAGUGUUUCUUUCAGGCAGAAAUCAACUUUGUCAAGAAGCGGGGAAGUUUUAGAAUAUGAGUGUCCCUGAUGUGAAAGUGGCCAGGCCUUGGACCCCCCCCCCUCCCACAGAGAUAUUUGUGUGUCCAUGAAAUGUUGUGGGGUUUUUGUGUGCCAUGCACAAGGAGCCUGUGAAACUCACUGGCACAAUAAAUCUUUGAGUCCAAGUGUUUAGCAGGAUCCCCAAAAGGGUCCAUCAGACAUUUACCUGGAUAAUAACAAAAAGAGAUGUUAGUAGGGGGUUUAAAAAAGUGUGGAAGGGCUAAACACCCUCAUGAUUUCAAGGUGUAAAGGCAACCUUGAACAGAGGCCAGGAAGAGACUUGUGCCAUGGGCAGGUGUGGGAUUUCUGCUGGUACCGGCUAUUGUCUGAGACAGACCACUGGGCAAGAUGGACAAUGGGCUGUUCACUGAUCACUGAAAGAGAUACUAAUUCUUCAGUGACCCACUUCCAACUGCCUCUGGUGAACAGAACAUGGGCUUCUGCAGUGCCCCUCUUCCAAACUUCCUGGUGGGGAAGCUAAACUGUUACAGAUACGGUUCCCAAGACCACAUCUUCCUUUCCCAAUCAAAACUUAAUAACGGUGCUACCCUCUUUUGACCCGAGUGGCAAGUCAAUGUCUGGGUUGUUUCCAUUAGGAGGAGACAUUGGUGAUGGAGUCAGAUAUCUUUGAUGCAAGCCUGCCUAUUUACACAGAAUGUACAAAGGCCUCUUUCUCUGAACACAGGAGAAAUCAAACAACAGGAGACAGUUUCUGUGCUCCCAGCUCCGAGGCCCUUUCAGCCAGCACUCUGCCCAAAACCUCUAGGCUUUGCAAAGGGUCAUGCUCAGUGCUUGUUCAGCUUGUGUCUGAAGCUUUCUUGCUGCCUUCCUGCUUCUCUGGUGUGUUUGUUGCUUCUCUCUCACACAGACUCCUCCACCAACCAACACCCAGCAAAACUCCUCUGCCCACGUGCAGACUCUCCUGUGCCUUUGUUUUGGCAGGAGACCACUGUUAUUUUUAUAAAGGAGCUUAACCGUUUCUAUUAUCUUAAAUGAAGGGUGGUGGUUAUACCUACCAGUUUCAAGGAAGUUAAACCCAACAUAUAACAGGUGCCAAAAUUAAAACCAACCCCGACUACUCGGCAUCCGGGCAGCUCCCAAUCAGCUCCAGGGUGCUAGACAGCAGGACUGACACUUGUCAUGAGUGUGAUUCAUUAAAGCCCAUGAGCAUCUUCAGGCUGGGGAGCUACAGCACAGGUAGUUCAUUAGGAAAUAGCAGGGGAGCACAAAGCUAAAGUCUGGCUACUGGGCCAGACUUGGCUGCACUCCUGGCCCAGUGUGCUAUAGACUGGGGUCUGCUGGGAUAAGCAAUUAACACCAGGGGAAGGAUGAGUUUUUUUGACGUGGCUGGGAAUGAAGCUGUCUAUGCUGAGCUACAGCCCCAACGAAAGGACCUGGUACUGGCCAGAUCUGACCGUGCUACGUUGAAUAUGGAAAAGUCUCUUUUCCCUAGAGUUUGGUUGAGCAGAGCUGGCCUGGAAUGAAAGAGUGCUCCCGGAAACCACCCUAUUAAGGUGUCUCUUGGUGCUGCACAUUGCUGACACCAGGAAUUUGGUGCUAGUCUCGUUAAUGGGCAGAAUUUAUUUUCCAUGCCCCCCUUGAAAGCUUUCAACAAAGAGGCAAAAUGGAUCACAGGUUUCAAGAAGGGAGGUUGGGUAGAAAUAUCUGAUGCCUAUGUAAGCAGGGUCUGAAUAAAUGCUUCCCUGACAGCUAGCUGGGAGGAGGAGAGACUUUGGGUGUGUUUAUGUAAAUACAGUUUCCUCCUGAUCUGCUUGCAUAUUUAGCAGAUACAGCAGUAUCAUGGUGAUCAAUUUUGGCUGGUGUUGGGUACAAAUCACCUUAGUACUGAAUGCAGGUGUAGUAAAAUAUGGUUACCAAUGUUGUAAUUAUUGUAGAAAUACAGGAAAGCAGGACUAUGUUUAACCUGUCCCGGGGGCCACCCUCAGCUGAAAGAUCCUUGUUAAGCCAUGGGCUCAAAUGUCAGAGCCCUGUGAAAGUAAGAGUGGUUGGAACAGAUAUAACUUAGAGAAUUUUUUUCACUUCAAGGUCCCAGAAACAAAGAUAAGGUUUUCAUUUCGAGGCUAAAAGACCAGAAACAUCAAGACACUUGAUCAUGGCCUUGGAUAGACCAAGAAACUACUGACACUUGAUCUUAGCUCAUAGAGAGCCGAGAAGCAGUUAUGGGGGCUGUACAACCUCAUCAAGGGUCCUUAUUAGAUUGGUUUAACCUGUUCCUCCCCAGUGUUCAAUGAAUAGAGCUAAAUGGGCUUCAUUAGCAGCCUCUUUGUUAUGUUAAAUGCCCAAUCAGACCUGAAAUCAGUUGUGGUAGGACUGUGUUUCUGCCCUGCCUGCUCAGAGCUAAAAAUCACUGAGAGCUGAAAUCACUUGAGCUGUGGCAGUGUUUCUAUCCAGCCUGCAAAGAGCUGAAAACUACUAAGAGACUGAUGUGCAGAGGUCACAGCAGAGAGGCAGAUGGCAGCAGAAGGUGACUGACAGCUGGUGAAUGAGUGGCUGGUGUGGUAGAGAGGUGCGACGAGUGCCCAGCGCAGGAGCAGCCAGUGAGUGGCCAGCAGGGUGACUGGCAGAGAGGGAUGGCGAGCGAGUGCCUGAGCAGCAUAGCGAGUAAGGUACCUCUUUACCCCACCCAGGGAAGAGGUGAACUCUGCAGAUGCACCUCUGAACUCUGGGUCUGCACUGACCCAGGACAGCAACUGUGAGUGGGGUGCAGAGAAGGGUUGGGCAUGUGAAGGGGACUUUGGGUUGCUGGAUGUAAGAACCUGAGGGGAAAAGGACACUGCCCAACCUACUUGGGGGUGGGUCUUUUACUCAUGGUUUAUGUUUAUGAACCCUGCUUAUGGUGUUUUCCCCAAUUAACACCAAGUUACUUCCCUCCUUUUAUAAAAAGUUUCUUUUCUACACUCAGACUCUGUGCUUGCGAGUGGGGAAGUAUUGCCUAUCAGAGGCACCCAGGGGUGGUGUGUAAAUUUCCCAGGUUUCUAGGUGGGGGCUCGAGUUCUGCGUUGUAUCAAUGGAAAGGAACCCCUAGAUAUUGGACCUGGCCAAGAUUGCUGCUGGCUCCAUCUGGUAAGAAGGGUUAAAUUUUGGGGGGUUCGUCUGGGAUACUGGGUCAGUACCCCUCGCAAGCACAUCUUCAGUGAUUCACUAAGUUGGGAAAACAAUUGUGUUUAUAUUUUUGGGGAAAUCAUUGCUUGUAUAAUGGCUAAUAUGUCAGGUUUCUUGGGCCAUUACCCUAGUAACCAUUAUACUGUAUAGCUGCUCCUUCCUGACCCCCCACCCUCUGCUGCCCCUAGCGCCCAUUAUACAGUGUAACCGCCCAUUCCUGGCCCCCACCCUCUGCUGCUCCCAGUGCCCAUUAUGCCAUAUAGCUGCCCCUUCCCCACCCCCAUCCUCUGAUGCCACUAGUGCCCAUUAUAUAAUAUAAACUCCCCUUCCUCACCCCCAUGCUCUGCUACCCCAGUGCCCAUUAUACAGUAUAGCUGCCCUUUUCCCCCACACUCUGCUGCCCCUACUAACCAUUACACUCUAGCCAUCCCUUCCUCGACCUCACCCUCUACUGCCCCUAGUGCCUAUUAUACACUAUAGCCACCCCUUCCCCUCCCCUCAACCUUUCCUGAUGGUGGUGCCCAUAAUACAGUAUAGCCACCACUUUCCCGCCCCCCACCCUCUGCUUCCCCUAGUAUCCAUUGUACAAUAUAGCCACCCCUUCCCCACCCCACUUUGUGCUGCCCCUAGUGCCCAUUAUACAGUAUAACCGACCCUUCUCACCCCACACCCUCAGGUGUCCCUAAGUAGUAUACUGUUCAAUAGCAUUCAUCACCUAUUUUUGACAGGUUUCUACACCCUGUUUAGUCCUUAUGUCCCACCCUCCGUUCCCGUUUCUGUAUGUGUCAAGGUUUGGUGCCAUCGGCCAUUUUGAAAAAAAAGUUUUCACUAUUUUUUAUGUUUGAAUAGGGGGGUUGUUAUGUGCUUGUGCUUUGAUACAUUUGGUUGAUUGUUUAGAGAAAAAGGUUGAAAGAAUAGAGUGAGAGAGCUUAAAUAUUAAAAAAAGAAAGCUUUGGUUAGGUUUAGCGGAAAAAAGGAAAAAAAUGUUAUUAAACAGAAGAAAGAUUGUUUGGUUAGGUUUAGUAAGGAGAGAUUAUUUUUAAAGAAUAGAAAGAGAGGAAAAAUAAGCACAUGGCAAAGAAAAAAUGGUUUUAGAGAAUAAAAAAAAAUAAAGCAAUAAGAGAGACUGUGUUACU
Messenger RNA from Chrysemys picta bellii (western painted turtle), 9841 nucleotides. RefSeq names its product von Willebrand factor C and EGF domains (gene VWCE). Gene Ontology annotation, cellular component: cytoplasm. Gene Ontology annotation, molecular function: protein binding; calcium ion binding. Gene Ontology annotation, biological process: cellular response to virus. Lineage: Eukaryota; Metazoa; Chordata; Testudines; Emydidae. The record is from RefSeq and is a predicted model, not a curated record.